GCUUGCAGAAGGUACUUAUAUGGGGGGAACUGUGUUCCAGCAUGUCCAACCAGGCGUAUCUACAAUGUUCACACUUCGUCAUGGGAGCAGAAUAAAGAGGGUCGAUUUUCAUUAGGUCACGUAUGCGUCUCCCAGUGUCCAGAAGGCUUUCUCAUGGAUGGUGAUCACUGUGUACUUAAGUGUUCUCGGCCAGGAACACAGCAAAUUCGCAAUCAAUGCGUUCAAUGUCCGCCUUCAGGAUGUCUAAAGUCCUGCUCAGCAAAGCAAUUACAACUUCCAUCUGUCGAUUUCUUGUACAAAAGCCUCCUCAAACAAAUGGUUAAUUGCACGUUCUGGGAAGGUAGUUUGAUUCUAAAGAAACAAUCAUUUGAAGGGGACACUUUCCACAAUCUUACUCAAGAAGAAGAAUCUGUCACUUUUGAGGAUCUGAAAAAUGGUCUGGGAAAUAUUCAGGAGAUAACUGGUAUUCUCUACAUUGGAACCGAAUCUCUUGCGCCUUGGUUAAGGAACUUAACUUUCCUGUCAAAAUUGAGACGCAUCGGUGGAGAAGCUCCUCAGGGAUACAACUCACCCUUGAAAAUCCUACACAACUACUACUUGGAACACCUGGGAAUUUCUUCACUGAAAUUAGUUGGUGCCCAUAGAGGAGUAAUCCAAAUUGUUCAAAAUCCCAAAUUGUGUUUAGCAGAAACAAUAAAAUGGAGGUCACUGAUGUGGAUGCCCGAAAGACCUACCACUGAUAUGACCUUGUCAUUCCCUAUAAUUUUUCAAAACCGGCCAUCCAAUGAGUGCCUUGCUGAUAGAAUCGGUUGCGAUGAAAGUGUCUGUGAUCUUCAACACGGUUGUUGGGGCCCUGGACCAACUAACUGCAGAGUGUGUGCUCAUUGGCUUAUUCAGGGUCGUGAGGAGACUGGCAGAUGCGUUCUCAACUGUUCUUUGGUUGAGGGUGGAUAUUAUCCUGUUGUAAUUACAAGAACCAUUAGGGCAAACAAGACUCUAAAAGCCAAUUACUGCUAUAAAUGCCAUAAAGAAUGCGGAACAGCACCAGGAGCUUGUUUUGGACCCGAUGCGAAUCAUUGUAACAAUGGCUGCGCGAAUGUCUUGGAUGGAGAAUUUUGCAGAGCUGAGUGUCCCCUUGGGAAAUUUCCAGAUGGAAAGAAUGUCUGCCAAGAAUGCGCAUCGGUGUGUACAACUCAUCCACAAGGUCUCUAUGACGAAACCGAAUCCACUAACUGGACUGCGGUUUGCACCGGACCCGGUGAUUGGUUUGGCUCAAAUGGCUGUUCACAUUGCGUUCAGGUUGUCUCGGCCAAUAGUUUAGUCAAAGAGUCUGCAUUGAAGCUGAAAUGCCUUACUCCAUAUCAGCAUUGUCCAAAUGAUACAUUCCUACAUCUCAUCAAUAUUCCACGAGACGAGCCAGAGGAAGAACUGCGUGCAAAAAUAAGGGAGGACAAUUCAUUGAUUCAUUUUCAGAAAGGACUUCAUUCUCUUCUCGGUGACUGGUUGACCGCACACCAAUUACAAAGGAGUAAGAUUGGGAUGGUGCGUAUAUGCGCCCCCUGUCAUUCUCAAUGUUCCAAUGGGUGUUCGGGCCCAUCACCCAAUCAGUGCACACAGUGUCGUAACGCUCGAUAUAAUGGGAUCUGUGUUGAAAAGUGCGUUGAAGGCACAUACGAGACCAAUGGGACACAUGGAGAAAUCUUGUGUCUACCCUGUCAUGCUCAAUGUGGAUUAGGCUGCGGUGGGCCAACGGCAAGUGAUUGUGACGUCUGCCGGAACUAUAAAAGGUUUCUUAAUGACAAUAAAUCAAAGUGGAUUUGCGUUGAAUCCUGUCCUCCGGGUAUAUCUUUCCGAAUUGAGCCCAAUCCAAACACAAAUGCAGUUGAAUUUGUGUGUGUGUAUGAUAAAAACUUGAACAAUUCACAACCUGCUGAUAGGGAAAAAGUGGAUCGAUGUUUCUUGUGUUUUUCGUCAGAAAUCAUAAGUCCAGGUUUGCUUAAUCGUCUAUCAUUGCUGUCCAAAGCUCUUUUUGCUUUCUGUGGCCUGUCGGCACUUUUCAUAGCCAUCUACUUCAGUUAUACUUGUUCAAAAGUUGUGGUCGGUGGCAGAAAUUUAAAGUCUAAUCUUGUUAUGAGUGAAUCCGCAAGUGGUUGUAACGCCAUGUGUUAUCGAUUUUGGAUGAAGUCGGUAAUAGUACCCGAUGCCGAUGAAGAAAAAUAUGGAACAAGAAACAGCAAUGCAAGAAGAAAUAUUAGACUCCGUUCUCUACCCAUAAGAUCUAGUACUCUGAAGCAUGGUGAAGAGACGCAUUCCUUGAUGAAACAUCAAUCAGAUACAAUGCCUGACAUGACAACUCUUUUGAUAAUUCCUGAGUACCAACUUAAACUUGGAAGUAGAGUCGGAGGGGGAGCGUUCGGUUCAGUUUUCAAAGGAAUUUGGUACAAGGGUCCCAUUUCUCCCAGCUUCGCAAAAGAGAUCGACAAUAUGUUUGCAAAGGCAAUAAGAGAGGAAACCAGCUUCGUUCCACUGGACUCAUUGGUUGAAGAUAACACAUAUGCUAGCACCGAACAAGAAUACUUGACUGUGGAAGAAGAAGAUGAAAAAGUGAUAAAAUGGGCUCCAAAUAUUGACCAUAGCAUACUUCCCGAACAUCAGACCACACUAGAUCCCCAGUUAAUAAAUAAUGGUGCAGGAGAUCCGCAAUCAAAUCCGAUAGUUCAACUUAAAGAAUCCAAAGAAUCUGUGAUUAUGCGUCCAGAUUCUCUAACUACAGAACCGAGACAUUGUGUAAAACACAACGAAGAAGAUAGUGAAAGAGAUGAUCGAUGCGUGGAGAAUGUUGAAGAGCACGUCGUUGCUAUAAAAGUUCUAAAUGAUGAAACGGAUUCAUCCACUUCAAAGGCUUUAUUGGAGGAGGCUCGAGCAAGUGUCCAAACUAUUCUUUUUAAUAAGCUACUUUGUCUACAAUUUACCGAUUCCUUGAUCAAAAUAACAGACUUUGGUUUGGCGAAAUGCAUUGAGGAUACAGGCGGUGAGUAUACUGCGAAAGGUGGUUUAAUGCCAGUUAAAUGGCUUGCGAUUGAAUGCAUCAAAAAGAGGAUAUUCUCGAGUAAAUCAGAUGUCUGGGCUUAUGGUUGGCUGGAGGACCCUGAAGCGCGACCCAGUUUCGAAGAUUUGUUCCAAAGAAUCUGUUACAUGCAAUUGGAGCCUCAAGCAUACCUCAAUUUUAGACAAAGGGGAAGAAGUCGACUAUGGAGUGACUCUGGAAUCACAGCGUCUUCAUCAGGUUAUAUUGCAACUACUCUGAAUACAGCAAUGACCAAUACAGAAAAUACAAGCAUCAUCAUGAAGUCAUUGUCAGAAGCAUCAGAACCAAACACCACAGCUGCAAGUCCAAAUUACCAAGAGAGAGAAGGAGUUGAAGAGGAAGGAGAGGUGAUACACUAUGCGUCACCUCUGUCUGAUUAUCGAUAUGGCAUUAUGGCUGCUGUUACCUCUUCCCAACGUCUUGAACAAACUCAACUUCUUGAAAGCAUCGUCGAAGACGCUGAGGAAACUAACGCCUUCCCUAACGAUUAUGAGCGACCAAAUGCAACUUUUCGAAUAACUGACGAACUUCAAGCCGGUGGAGCGUCAACAAUCCCCAUAGCAGAGGAGGAUUAUUUGGAACCAAGACAUAAUUCUGAAAAUACUGAUAAAUAUCUGAAUUUUUGA
This is a messenger RNA of Rodentolepis nana, 3714 nucleotides long. The record is from the annotation of a GenBank genome assembly. Lineage: Eukaryota; Metazoa; Platyhelminthes; Cestoda; Cyclophyllidea; Hymenolepididae.